Molecule: messenger RNA, 7389 nt
Organism: Anolis sagrei ordinatus
Lineage: Eukaryota; Metazoa; Chordata; Lepidosauria; Squamata; Anolidae
Gene: OSBPL8
Product: oxysterol binding protein like 8
Cellular component (GO): cytosol; membrane; intracellular membrane-bounded organelle
Molecular function (GO): cholesterol binding
Source: RefSeq, a predicted model, not a curated record
CGGGGUGUGUGCAUAUGUGCGCGUGCGCGGCUUGCUUUCCAGCCGGCGCGAGCGGCGCGCGUGCGCAAUUGAGGGUCCCGAGCCUUUCUCGGCAACUCUAGUUUUCCUUUCCCUUUUUUUCUUUUUUUCCCCGUCUUUGAACCUCGAGCAUCUCGUCGCUUCGGCCGUGGCUCUUUCUGGAGGCGGCAGCUCAAGGCCCGGAUCGGGUGAGGAGGAGGUUGCAGAAUGGAAAAAUUGUAAGAGAAAAACAAGUUCUCUUUCGGAAUGGAGACUGUUUUGUUUGAAGGAGAACCUGAUAGAGUUUCGAAUCAUGGUGAGAUCAAAGAUUGGCAGGGACCCUCAAAUGUGGUAACAAACAAUGAUGAAUCUCAAGCUCAGAGUCCAGGAAAAAUGAGCCAACGUCAAGGAAAAGAAGGGUAUCUUACUCCAACCAAAGAAUUACAGCAGCCGUCACUCAGUCCAGGAUCAGUCCAUAGCCAUGGGUUUGACAGGGGGAAAGAUGAUGCUUCACAAGGUAAAGAUGAUUCCACACAGUCCAUGUCAAAGAGCAAAUCAGAAUCUAAGCUUUAUAAUGGGUCAGAGAAGGAUAUUGCUGCUGCCUCCACCACCUCCUCAACUACCAAGCUCACCAAGAAGGAGUCUCUUAAGGUUCAAAAGAAAAAUUACAGGGAAGAGAAGAAAAGAGCUACAAAAGAAUUACUUAGUACAAUCACAGAUCCAUCAGUCAUUGUUAUGGCUGACUGGCUAAAGAUCCGUGGUACAUUGAAAAGCUGGACCAAACUUUGGUGCGUGCUGAAACCAGGAGUACUGCUUAUUUACAAAACUCCUAAAAAUGGCCAGUGGGUAGGAACAGUACUUUUGAACGCAUGUGAACUCAUUGAGCGGCCUUCAAAAAAGGAUGGAUUUUGUUUCAAACUUUUCCAUCCUUUGGAGCAAUCUAUCUGGGCUGUUAAGGGCCCUAAAGGGGAAGCUGUUGGCUCUAUAACACAACCAUUACCUAGCAGUUAUUUGAUCAUCCGAGCAGCUUCAGAAUCAGAUGGUAGAUGUUGGAUGGAUGCCCUGGAACUGGCUUUGAAAUGCUCAAGCUUGCUCAAGCGUACAAUGAUUAGAGAAGGUAAAGAGCAUGAACCCAACUUAGCAGAUGGUGCACAUGUGUCUUUCUAUGGCCUGCUGCGUGCAAACAACGUGCAUAGUAGUGAAAGCUUUCCUUUAAACGAUAGUGAAAUUGAAAGGCAUCACUUUAAAGAUCCAGAUCUCUAUUCCGAUAAAUCGGAUAGAGAAAAUGAUCAUGAUCGUGAUGAAUCAGAUAAUGAUGCCCUCGGAGAAAGCGACUCUGACACAUCAGAGCGGCAGGACGACUCAUACAUUGACCCUGAACCUGAUCAUAUCAGGGAAACAACAUAUAUAGAAGAAGCACAUGAAGAACUUGGUGAGGCAGGAGAAGCUUCUCAAACAGAAACAGUAUCAGAAGAGAAUAAGAGUUUGAUCUGGACACUAUUGAAACAAGUACGCCCGGGAAUGGAUCUCUCUAAAGUGGUGCUUCCUACAUUUAUUUUGGAAACACGUUCAUUCUUGGACAAACUUUCUGAUUACUACUAUCAUGCGGACUUCUUAUCUGAAGCUGCCCUUGAAGAGAAUGCUUACAAUCGUAUGAAACAAGUUGUGAAAUGGUAUUUGUCAGGAUUCUACAAAAAGCCAAAGGGGCUUAAAAAACCCUACAAUCCUAUACUUGGUGAGACCUUCCGUUGCAUGUGGGUUCAUCCAAAGACCAAUAGCAAGACUUUUUAUAUAGCUGAACAGGUAUCUCAUCAUCCUCCCAUAUCUGCCUUUUAUGUAAGCAAUCGAAAGGAUGGAUUUUGCCUUAGUGGAAAUAUUUUGGCCAAAUCCAGGUUUUAUGGAAACUCAUUAUCUGCCAUUCUGGAUGGGGAAGGGCGACUUCUUUUCCUAAAUAGAGGAGAGGAAUAUAUAAUGUCCAUGCCAUAUGCACAUUGCAAAGGAAUUCUCUAUGGUACAAUGACUUUAGAGCUAGGAGGAACUGUUAACAUCGCAUGUGAGAAAACGGGAUACAGUGCAGCACUUGAAUUCAAACUAAAGCCCUUUUUAGGCAACAAUGACAACGUUAAUCAAAUAAUGGGGAAAAUUAAACUGGGAAAAGAAGUUCUAGCUACCCUAGAAGGCCACUGGGACAGUGAAGUUUAUAUUAGAGACAAAAAGACAAGCAUUUCAGCGACAUUCUGGAAUCCAACACCUGAAAUCAGGCAAUGCAGAUUAAGAAGACACAUGGUGAGGUUUGAGGAGCAAGGUGACUUUGAGUCAGAGAAACUUUGGCAACAUGUGACUCGAGCAAUAAACAACAAGGACCAAUCAGAAGCAACUCAGGAGAAAUAUGUUUUGGAGGAAGCUCAGAGAAAAGCUGCCAAAGAAAGGAAAGCCCAUGAUGAAGAGUGGAUAUGCAGGCUAUUUGAGCCAGAUCCACUCACAGGAGAAUGGAUUUACAGAUAUGCAGACACAAGACCAUGGGAUCCACUAAAUGAUAUGAUACAGUUUGAAAAAGAUGGUGCCAUUCAAACGAUGGUCAGACACCGGACACCAAUGGUUAGUGUCGCAAAAAUAAAACGGUCUGCAAAGUCAAAGAAAGGGGAGUGUGGCUUCUCCUCACCGGAACCUGAUAAUCAGGACUCAUCUGGCAGUGAAGCACAAGUCACGCAUAGUACAAGAAUCCGAAAGAAAACCCUUGAUCUCAUUGAAUUGCAAAGUGCCAUUGAAUCUAUAAGAGAGACACAGGAAGACAUACGGAGGGACAUCACUGCUCUGAGAACCCGAAUGUCUACCAGCGCGCCACCAUCAGAUAAUACCUUUUUUCAGUUCAAGCACUAUGUCUUCAUUUUGCUGAUGAUUCUCCUGCAGCUUAUGAUCAAUUACUUGUUUAAAUAGAAUGCCUGGAUGGAAGAAUAUAUGAAGUGGAAUGAUUGUGUUCUUCGUGGGACCAUAUUUUAAGCUUGGGUUAGCUUCAAAUAAGGCAAUAUUUUCUAAAACGCAAGAGCUGUGAAGAUGUAGGCCUUUGCCUCAAAGGCUUGUGCUCACGUGGCAAUGUCUGUUAUAUUCUGUCCUAUCCAGAAGAUAUGGAUGAUGCUUAUGUGCCAGUACCUUUUUCUUUGUAUCCUUGGUAUACUGGGAAACUGCCUUGCAUAUUCUAAAGUGUGGUUAGGCUGCAGUGAUAAAUGCCAGUAUACAACAUUGUCACUCUGGGCAAUGAUGGCAUCCUUUUCAGUGUGACCGCAUACUCCCCAAAGGCCAGACUAAUUGUGUUUCAGUUCAAUAUGUGUUCAAAGUUUCAUGAGAUCUUACUUAAUUAGGAAGAUUGCACCCAGCGAUGUCAGUAUAUAGUUGUACAAAGAUUAAGCUAUUCAGUUCUUUGUUACCAUUAAAUAUAUUAAGCUAUAUUAGUCCAUCAACAUUUCACUAACCCUGCUGCAUUUCAGUGAUUGUUACUUGGCAGAUGUUUCCAUUAGUUUAUGAAAAUGGAGCGUGAUCAUAGUGUUAGUGAUUGUAACAGUCCUGAGUAGUACACUAAUAGCUUUAUCUUCCCAGUAGUAUUUGUAUCCAUCUCUUUGUAAAUACAGCUCCUAUUGACAUACUGCUUCAGCAGACCCAGAAAUACUUUAAGUUGGGAUGCAAAGGGUUGGGGACAGUGAUGGAGUCACUAUUUGAAUGGGAAAAAGAAGGGCUGUACUGCAGGGUUGGGCAGUAGUGGCAUGUCUAAGGGCCACCUGUAAGUCCUCUGUGUACAGCCCACACCUCCACCAUUUUGAUGAAACUAGAAGUGAUGUCAGAGUCUGCUUGUUCACCAAUUUGGGGCUUCUUCUAAGGUUCUGCUUGACCUAAAGAAGUGGAAAUGAGAUAAUGGUGCCUUCUGGAGGCCUCUGGAAACAGAAUUGCACUUUUUUAUGUUUUAAUAUAUUUUGCUGGAAAGCAAGAGGCUUGAAGGCUAUACCAAAGCUGUCUUGGGCUAUAUGUAAGCCACAGGAUACCAUACUCUAGUGAAUGAUAUAAAGGAUUUUCUAGAUUUGACCCAUGGAUGCUUAACAUGAGACCAUGUGAUGUUUCAAAUAUUGGGCUUAAGUCAGUCCAUUCAACUGCAAUUGCAUCUCAAUAAUUAUGCUGUGAUAUACAGGCUUGCAUAACACUCCCAUACGUCGAAGAAUUACGGGCCAAAUCUAAUCUGCCACUCAAGGCCUAUUUAGCAGCAUUAGCAAUUUUAAUGAUGUUUUAGUUUCCCCAGAUCUUAGCACAUUAAUGUGCACAGUAUUGUAAAACAUAGGUUUGGUAGGGUUUUUCUAUAAAUGAAAACCUCCAUCCUGUAAAUUAGAGUGGACACUUACAUUAUGGAAGGUAGAUCAGUUUUUGCUUGUAUUAGCCCUUUUGUUCUGUUUACGUGACAAGAAUAAUCGCAAUUAGACGUGCAUGAUAACACACAGUACUGCAGAAAUCUUCAGCCUUCUGUUAUGACAAAAAUAAGCCCUCCUAUUCAGUUUGGAUUUCAGUACCUUUUUUAAAUAUAUGUGUGUGUUUUUCUACAGCCCAAAAUGAUGUUAGCAAAAUUAGAUGCUUGCUUUCAAAUUAAACGAAUUUAUUAAGAUGCAUAUUUCUGAUUAUUAUUUGGAUAUUUUUCAAAUCUUUAGAUUAUUCAUAAAUAUACAUUUUAGUAAAUGAGUCUUAAUUUGAAAGUCUCUGUCUCCCUCCUCUCCUCUUUUUUGCCUUGUGGACUUUUUGCCAAAUCCUUUUUUCUUAAAAAUUUGAAAUACAAUGAACUACUUUUCUUCAGUUCUAUGGAUUAUUAUGUAAUUUCUAAAAUUCUGCGCAAUUCAUAAAAAUAGUUGUAGUAAAGAAAUAUGAUAUCAGAAAAAAGUAAGCUUUUGUCCUGCUUUGUAUUUUUUUGUAAGCAUUUGGAAUACCUAGCUUCAUGCAACAGCUGUCAGAGAUACUGAAGUUGCUUCUGUUGCUUUGGCCCAUCCAUUGAUGUCAAUGUAUACCAAGCAUGGGCAAACUUUGGCCCCCCAGCUAUUUUGGACUUCAACUACCACAGUUCGUAACAGUCAGUAGUCCAAAACAGCUGGAGGGCCAAAAUUUGCCCAUGCCUGAUGUAUACCAUACUUUGUCUCUAUCUCCUGCCUCCCCUUUCUGUGUGUUAAUAUAUUUUGUGAGGCAUAGCUAGAUAAAUUAUAUCAUUGCUUUCUCUCUUUUUUUAGGGUAGUGAUAAGGAAUGAUGUUAGACUUCCGCCCUUGCCUUUUAACUGUGAAGGCUAAGUUAGUAGGAGUUGCAGUGCAACACCGGUAGGGUUUUUUCUCCCCAUCAGAGUAUUAGGCAUUUCUCAUUUUAAGAAAGCAUAUGAUUCUUAAACUUUCUGUGGCAGCAUUACAUUACAAAGAUUGUUGUCUUCUGUGUCAGACACAGAAAAGCACAGCUUAUCAUGCCUAAAUCUCUACUUUGGCCCAUUUGAUGCUGAAAAAAGAACUUGUUGCCUGAUUACUUUUUAUAUGAUAUGGUUGAAUGUGGCUCUGGUUUAUGAAAUGUUCCUUCAUAUAUAAUAUUUAGCCAUGUGCCCUGACCUUAAAUUCCUUCAGAUUGACUGUUUUCUGCACAAAGCUGUAAGGAAACUGUGAUUGUACAGUUUGUAGAACUCGAGGGCAAGGGCUCUUUGGUAACGUUAAGUAUUUAAAGAAAAGCACUUGAUUUUUCACUUGAUUGUGUAUGGUCCUACUUGUACAUAAGUAGAAAAUAUUCAAAAUUGCUUGUUACUGCCAUAUUCAUGGCUGUUUGUUUAAACUAAAUGCACUAUAAGCCUUUAAUAUACCUUGUAACCAUUACCAUGAACAUAACUAUAAAAAUGUGUUGUGUGUAUAAUGGAGUCCUGGCAAUAUAUAGUGUUUCUUGUAUCUCAGAUGAUAGGUUAGUUGUUGCCUAUUAUUGGGCAUCUCUUAGAUAUACAGCAUGCUUGCUUUUCAUGAAAACUUCAUUCAGACAGCUAACCUGUACAGUGAUCUUACUAUUUACAGUUCACUGCCCACCUGUGCCUUUGGGGGGGAAAAUCUUGCCAAUUCAAUGUUAAUGAAAUGAAACAAGAGUUCAAUUACAUUUGUCUCAUCUAUCAUUGUGAUAGUCAUCUGCUUUAACUGCUGUUUUGUCUUGUGGUUUUUAUCCUAUUGUAAAUAGAACCGUUAACUACUGAACUAAGUGAUAAAUGUCUUUCUCCUGUAUCCUCAAUUUUGGGGUAUCUUUUGAGAGCAGGCCAUCAGAUACUUGAGUAUUGUAAUAGUGCCUUGAUGGAGUUCACACAGGGGUGAGGUCUGUAUAUAAAAAGAUGUUAUGAAGGUUGUGCCAUAGCUAUUGUCUGGAAGUUUUUAUAUUUCCAAUAUUAACUUUCAGAACCAAUGUUUAUAAAAAGAUAUGGCAGAGCUGUCGAAAAAAGACAUCAGGUGUUUUUUUUUUGUCCCAGUCAAUAAUUAAAAAUAAUAAGACCCAACAAAAUCUCUAUGUUGUGGAAUGUGCAUUCUUGUACAAUGAAGCCACAACUCUUUGUUUGUGAUAUCACAAAAAUAGCCAUAAUAAAAACCAUAACAUCACAGACAGACAAUUUUGGCUUCACAUUUGUUUUUAUGGAUAAAAACCAUUCUAAGAAAAUAAACUUUAAAGGGAUAUGGUUGAAGAUCAAAAGAAAAUUGGCAUCGAACUCUUGCUGAAACCUUUGGAAAAACGACACUUCCUUAUGUGACCCAAAAGCACAUUUUUUGGAUUUAAACUUUGGCUCAAGUCUGGAAAGCACUUUUUAAAUAUAUGACCUUCUGUUAGUCUUGAACUCUUUUCACUUCCUUCUAGAUUCUGAACUUUCACUAAUGUUUUUUUACACUCCUCCCUUCCCCCUUUUCCUUUUAUUUUAACACAUUGCUUGGAUUUUUAUACUGUUACACUUUUUUAAACUGAAAAUGGUUUGUUGUACUAAAGCUGUAUAGGACCGGUGUUUAGUCCAAUGAAUAAAAAAUAUUUAAAGAAAAGCCAGAGGUGAUGACAAAAUGUGAAUGUGAAUGCACUUAUUCAGAUUUAUACAUAGGAAACCCUCUUCCUAGAAGGUUUUUGUUUGUUUCUGCAUAUCAUGUAAAAUAGCAUUGUUGUUGUUGCACUGUAUUUUUUAAAAAAAUCAUGCUGCAUGCAGUGUGAUAAAACAAACGAGUCAUUCCUUUGAAAGAAAUGGAAAUUGUGUGUUGCAUGCUUCAUGUACAGUUCAGUUCAUCGACUUGUUUAAAAAGGCCAUUUAUAAAUUUAAAGUUCUAGCACUGGUCAGUAGUUUUGUACAAUUAAAGAACUAGAAUAAAGAGCUGUGAUCAAAACAA